This is a messenger RNA of Paramormyrops kingsleyae, 3505 nucleotides long. RefSeq names its product luc7-like protein 3. Gene Ontology annotation, biological process: mRNA splice site recognition. Gene Ontology annotation, molecular function: mRNA binding. Lineage: Eukaryota; Metazoa; Chordata; Actinopteri; Osteoglossiformes; Mormyridae. The record is from RefSeq and is a predicted model, not a curated record. Gene Ontology annotation, cellular component: U1 snRNP.
CUGCAUCAUGGGUAACAUCUGCCGUACCGUCGCUGCUGCCGGCUGCCAUUUUGUCGCUAAAUCCAGAUCGGCUUCCUCACUGCCGUAGAAAAAGGGGGUGAUUUCAACGGGGCUAAAUAGGUGUGCGCUGAGCGUCUAUGUGCAGGGCAGCAUGCUUUCGGCGGCGCAGUUGCUGGACGAGUUGAUGGGCAGGGACCGGAACCUGGCCCCUAAUGAGAAGCGCUGCAACGUGCACUGGGACGACGAGACCGUUUGCAAGUACUACCUGUGUGGAUUUUGCCCGGCAGAGUUAUUCACAAAUACACGAUCAGACUUAGGUCCUUGCGACAAGAUCCACGAUGAAAACCUACGGAAGAUGUAUGAGAAAAGCUCCCGCUUUAUGAAGGAGGGCUAUGAGCGAGACUUCCUACGCUACCUUCAGAGUCUGCUGGCAGAGGUGGAGCGGCGCAUCCGCCGGGGUCACGCCCGCCUGUCCCUCUCCCAGUCCCAGCCCAGCUCUGGGCAGGGACCAGGGUCAGCAGGGAGGAAUGAAGAGAAGGCCCAGGUUCUCACAGAGAAGAUUGAAGAUCUGUUGCUUCAGAUCGAGGAGCUGGGUAGCGAAGGCAAGGUGGAGGAAGCUCAGGGAAUGAUGAAGCUGGUGGAGCAGCUGAAGGAUGACCGAGAACUACUCAGCUCCGCCCCCUCGACCAUCGAGAGCUUUGUGGCUCAGGAGAAGCAGAUGGAGGUCUGUGAGGUGUGCGGGGCGUUCCUCAUCGUGGGUGAUGCCCAGUCCAGAGUAGAUGACCACCUGAUGGGCAAGCAGCACAUGGGUUAUGCCAAGAUCAAGUCCACUGUGGAGGAGCUCAAGGAAAAACUGCGCCGACGGUCUGAGGGACCAGAGAAGGAUGAGCGUGGGGAAAGGGAGAAAGAAAGGGAGAAGAGGAAGAAAGAGGAGGAGGAGAAGGAGAAGGAGCGGGAAAAGGAGCGGGAGAAAGCGAAGGAGCGGGAGAAGGAAAAGGAGCGGGAGAGGGAAAAGGAGCGAGACCGUGAGCGCGAGCGAGACAGAGAAAGAGACCGCGACCGGGACAGAGACCGGGACCGCCGCAGCCGGCACAGCCACUCAAGCAGGACAUCGGAGCGGAGGAGGAGCCGAUCGCGGGAGCGUGACAGGGAGCGGAAGCGGAGCAGGAGCAGAGAGAGACGGCGUAGCCGGGAACGCUCAGACAGGAGGCCUCGCUCUCGCAGCCGAGACCGGAGGCCGAAGCACCGGAGCCGCAGCCGAGAUCGGGACAGGGACAAGGAUCGGGACAAGGACAAAGACAGGGACAGGAGAUCCAGAGACAAAGAACUCCGAGGCAGCGACGAGAAGCGGGCUGGCAAGAAGCCUCAUGCCGAGGAGGGGGGGGGCACGGCGCCGCUGAACGGCACCACCGAAGACAGGCAUUCUGAAGGUGACACUCAGUCCAAUUAAAACAGAUGUGAUAGGACCUGAGACCAGGCCCAGGUAGGUGAACCUACCCGCCUCCUCUCUCCCUCUCCUUCCGAUUGGCUUGUUUUUUUUUCCCUCCCCCUUCAUUUAUUGUAGUGCGUGUCUGUUUUCGAUGGUGCAGCGUAAGUAUACUCUGAAGACUGAAGUAGCUUGAUGAGUAACGCAGACCCUGAGCUGGAGGUACUUUGGCCUGUCCGCCGUCCCCUCCCCCCUCAUACCGGUGACGCUUGUUCCGCUAGCCAGCAUUUGUCACGAACCCCGACCCAUGUCACCUUUUUAUACAAAAAAAAAAUAAUCUGAAGUUGUCAUUGUGAAAUCCUGCUGCAUUUCCCAGGUGAUCCCGAAGUCUAAUUACAGUCUCGGUUUGUUCUUCGCACCCAUAUCCCCCGACAUAAAUGUGCUGCUUCACCAUCCUGCGCCCUAAUGCCGUUUGUCUCGAGAGUGCAGAGCUGUAGCGUAAUUAACUUAGUGGUCGACUCCUCUUCUUCACCCAGCGUUGGGUCCACGAACAUCCAAAUAAAAAAUGGAUACUGUCGGGCUGUACAGGUACCUUCCGGGGAAUCCGUCUACGUCCGUGUUUAAUGCUGUCAACUUACUGCAUAGAUUUUUUUUUUUUGUGUGUGUGUUUUUUUUAAUUUAAUUUAUAUUUACUUCUUAGAUUUCUGGACAUUUCAGAAUUUUAACUAUAUCCCACAUUUAAAUCUAAAUUUGUGUUUGGAAGACCUCUUUGUUAACUUGAUUUCCCCUUGGGGAUUAAUAAUUUGUGUGUUAGAUUUCUGAAGUUGGUCAAAUCAGUGUAGUUUUAUUGCUGUGAUUCUCAGUGCUGCUCCUGCAGUUGUCGAUCCAGUCUGACCUUAAUUAGCAUCAGGAGUUUCUUAAUGGCCUAUUAAUGAAGGCGAUAGCUUGUAAGCUGGGUGGGAUUGACCAGCAGUACCCUGGUGGGUGGUUCUCCGGGAGCAGGAUUGAGAAACACUGGCUUAUUGUGAUUCUGAUGAUGUAGUUUGACAAACUGAGCAGCAGAGGGCAGCAUGGCAGCUACAGUUGGAAAACAUUCAACAUCCAACUUGUGUUAUUGUGUAAUAAUUAUAAUGUUAAGUUUAUGCCUGAAGCUUUCAAAUUCACAAGGACCGAUAAAUGAUUGUUGUAUUAUACUGCCCUGCCAGGCUUAAUCUAUUUACUGUUGAAUUUUAAUGGCAGUACUACAGGAUAUAUUAUAUAUUGGGGUUCCAGUGCAUGAUGUUCUGCUAGAAGCUUUCUGCUGUAGCAUUUGUACAGUUUUCAGCAUUAGCAUGCAGUGUAUAAUUAGCCCUCAGCUUCAUUAUGCUGACUGUGUGGGGAAAAUUGCAUUUUGAAUCGAAGUCCAGAAUACUGCAGAAUGGUGUGCAGGACAAGGCAUGUUAGGGCAGGGUUUUGGACUGCGUGUCUGUGUGUGCGCCUUGCACGUGCACGGCGUCCCCGUUGCACUAACCCACCCCUCUCUGACCCUCUCUGCACAUCAGGGGCAGGCCGCAGCAGUGCAUCCAAAGAGCCGUCUGUCUCGACUGCGCAAGCCCGUCACGUAAAGCGAGGUGAACAAUGGCCGAGAGUAACAAAACAAACAAAAAAAUCUGUAAAAACAUCUGUUUGCCAGAGUCCAUAUGUUCACUUGUUAUGUUUUCCCUCAAAAAAAAUGGUUUGUUUUCCUCCAUAAUUACGGCUUCAGACACCAGCUGGAACUACACAACGUUUUGAUACUCAGCUAUUUUCUUUUUUUAGCCAUGCUUAGUAACUGAAACCUGUACCUGUGGCGUGUUUGAUUUCUGUCCCUGGUUCUGCUCUUUGAACUUUGAAGUACCUGUUUUUAUACACCUGUCUGAGCUGGGUAAUUUCACAUAUGAUGCCCACCCACUUUAAAACUUGGUUUAUUUUACCUUUCAUGUAUGGUAUGCUCGAAUAGCAGGAUCAUUUUGUAUUGAAGUGAAAUUGGUUGUUUUUGCUUCUCAGAUUUUUAGGACUUGUAUAUUUGUGUCGAUUUAAUAAAACAAACGAUGUUUCUUU